AGCUGUUCGCCUGGCACAAGAAUUAAAAAUAAACAUAAUUGAUUUUCUGCUCCAAAUAUAUAUUGAAGUCGGCGAGCUGCAAAAAUUGGCCGCUCCGCUCUCUUGGUUGUGCACAGGACUGAGACUGCCAGCGACGGUGACGUGACCGGCGACAGCGAUGGGUUCCGACGACCAGAGUGCCGCCGACAAGAUCCAGAAGGGAUUCCAGAUAAAUUACAUGAUAUUGCGUGACGCGGACAGCGGCAAGAUAAUAUGGCAAGAGAACAAGGACUUUUCGGCACCGGACGUGGAGCACGAGGCGCGGGUGCCCGUCAAAAUACUGGACAUGCGGGCGGUGUCGCGUGAGAUCAACUUCAGCACCGUCGAGUCAAUGGAGAACUUUCGGCUCGACCAGAAGGUGCUCUUCAAGGGCCGCAUCAUGGAGGAGUGGUUCUUCGAGAUGGGCUUCGUCGGCGCCAGCACCACCAACACCUGGCAGUCCACCAUCGAGGCGGCACCCGAGUCCCAAAUGAUGCCAGCAAAAGUCUUAAAUGGCAAUGUGACAAUUCAAACCAGUUUCUAUGACAACGAAACACUCAUCACAAAAUCGGUUGUGCGCCUCUACUACAUCUAAAUAUGAGUCAGAGUCGGCAUCGGCAUCGGCCCACACUCGCACACGGCCAGGUGGUUCACUCUUCAUACGCGCCCACAAACAGAAAACAUAUGUACAAGUCCAUAUUUAUAGCCGAUCUUCUGCAAUUCUGCCCGAUGCUACUGCACACACAACCAAAAUGUCUCAGAAUGUUCUCCGCGAAAGAGUUCGCGUCUCACUGAAGUUUCUGCAUUUGAAUGCAAUUAUUGUUAAUGCGUUUGUAGUUCUAGAUGAAUGCAUUUUAAUAUAAUUUUACACGAUCACGAUACAUACUAUAUUAAUUUAUUAAU
Molecule: messenger RNA, 921 nt
Organism: Drosophila guanche
Lineage: Eukaryota; Metazoa; Arthropoda; Insecta; Diptera; Drosophilidae
Gene: PrBP
Product: probable cGMP 3',5'-cyclic phosphodiesterase subunit delta
Exons: 1
Coding region: 158-613 (151 amino acids)
Biological process (GO): sensory perception of light stimulus
Cellular component (GO): cytoplasm
Source: RefSeq, a predicted model, not a curated record